CCGCAGCAGCAACUCCCGGGCGCAGGCUUCGGCCUAGCUCAGCCAGGCCCUCAGGCCUUCAGCGGGGGUUUCGGGGGCCAGGCCUUCAACCCCGGGGUAGGCCCCACCUUCAGCCCCCCGCCCCCCCAGGCAGCUGCUGGCUUCACCCCGGCAGGGCCCGGGCCUCCUCCUCCCGGCGCCCCCGGGCCUCGUGGCUUCAUCCACUUCCCCGGGGCCUCCCGCCCUGGAUUCGCCAAGGCCCCCGGCCAGGCCGCCUCCUCUUCCCCGUUCGCCGACAGGAGCUUCCCCCCUCCUCCUCCUCAGCAGCAGCCCCCGCCCGAGGACGGGCCUAAAGGCUUCAGCCGGGCCUACGAUCAGGGCGGGGAGAGGGGCCCGGCCUCAUCCACCUCCACGUCCGCCGCCACCACCACCUCUUCCCCACCGGCUCCCCCGGCGACCGUCAACGGGGCCCAGCCCUCGGCCUUCGAGCGGAGCGCCCCCCCGGGGCCGGGCAGCGAGCCCGGGGGCGCCCGCUGCUUCAAGGCCUCCGGCUCUCGCGGCCCGGCGUCGUCCUCCGAGCCGGUCUACCCGUGCGGCUUCUGCCUGGGCGAGGUGCACGACGACCAGGACGCCAUCUUGUGCGAGGCCUCCUGCCAGAAGUGGUUCCACCGCGAGUGCACGGGGAUGACGGAGACAGCCUACGGCCUGCUGACCCGCGAGACCUCCGCCGUCUGGGCCUGUGACUUCUGCCUGAAGACGAAGGAGAUCCAGUCAGUGUACCUGAGGGAGAACCUGGGCCAGGUGACAGCAGCAGCAGCUACAGCAGCGGAGGGCUGACCGGGCUCCCUGACCUCCCCCCCCCCAUCACCACCACCACCGUGGGAGCAAGGGCCCUCCAAGAAACCUUACUUCUCUUUUUUCUCUCUCUCUCUUUUUUUCUCUCUGUGUCUCUCUCUCUCU
Messenger RNA from Chiloscyllium plagiosum (whitespotted bambooshark), 939 nucleotides. NCBI's taxonomy places the organism in Eukaryota, Metazoa, Chordata, Chondrichthyes, Orectolobiformes, Hemiscylliidae. The record is from RefSeq and is a predicted model, not a curated record.